UAUUUCUUAGAAUUUCUUAGAAAGGUAUGACAGAUCUGACUACUUUCAGUUUGACAGUAUUCACAGAUCAAACUAAAAACACGUUUUCUUGGUUCUGUGUUCAAACCACAUAAGUAUCUAAGAUUUAAGGUGUGGCGAUGGUAGGUAAGAAGAUUGAAGGAUCUGUUGAUUAUGUUUUAAUUGUUAGUGGGUUUAGUGGAAGAAAAGUCGUGGAUUUCCUAGAAUCCGCUCUGUAAGAAAAACCACAGGACGGGCGUGGUAGGUGAAGGAGGUUCAGGCAUAGAAACCAGAGAUUUCCUUGUUGUUCAGCAGUGAAGUAAUCAGUCUCUUGCUGCUGUGUGAGAGUCGGUGUUCAGGUCAGCAUUUAUUUCCCUUUUCUUAAAGUCUUAUUUACUAUUUAAUACAAUGUAAAUCUGUGUGAAAACGCUAAUCUGGUUUUGCAUCCAUCAAUGUAUUUAAAGCUGAAUUAUUAAGUUCCUGCAUUGCUUAUUUGACUGAGUGAUAUUUUUUUGUUUUGUUUUUCAUGCUGCAAUUACAACCUAAACACCGAAUUUUAACGGUGGUAUGAAAAAUAAGUAAAAUUAGUGUUAAGAAGUUUGAUUGUUCUUUGGUAGAAAGUCUGUUCAUGACCCAUUUGAAAGAUGUAUUUUUGUAAAGAACAUUAUGUUUGUGAGAUUAGCAGCAGAACCAGGAAAAAGUUGCCAAAUAUGACUAGUUAUGAACCAAAUCUAACUGAUCUUGUUUAUUUUUCAUCCAUCUCCAGCUGUGAGGUUUCAGUGUCUCAGCCAUGUCCUCCUCUCUUGUUGCGUUCAAAAAUCAAAAUUAUGCUGAGCUGAAGAGGGACUGUAUCCAGAGGAGGAAGCUGUUUGAAGAUCCAGAGUUCCCCGCAAACGAUUCAUCUGUGUUUUAUGAGGAAAAACCUUUUGGUAUCGUGGAGUGGAAACGACCAGGGGAGAUAAGCUCAGACCCUCGUCUGUUUGUGGAAGGUAUCAAUUCCCAUGACUUGAAUCAAGGGGAUGUAGGGAACUGCUGGUUUGUUGCUGCGAGCUCAUGUCUUGCUCUGAAACCACACCUCUGGAAAAAGGUGAUUCCUGAUUGGGAGGAGCAGGACUGGGAUCCUAAACGUCCAGAAAACUAUGCCGGGAUCUUCCACUUCCGGUUCUGGGUCUUUGGCCAGUGGACAGAUGUGGUAGUGGACGACCGGCUGCCUACUGUUGACGGACGUCUGAUCUACUGUCAUUCAAACAGCAAACGUGAAUUCUGGAGUGCUCUGUUGGAGAAGGCUUAUGCCAAACUCAAUGGCUGCUAUGAGUCUUUAAAAGGAGGACAAACUGGAGAUGCUGUGGUGGAUUUCAGUGGAGCUGUAUUUGAAGUAAUCAACUUGGAUAAAGAGAUUUCAGACCAAGACCAAAUCAAUCUAUUUGAAAAACUACGCCGAGUUUAUAAAUGUGGAGGAAUCAUCAGCUGUGGCAUCGAGGCAGAGCCACAUAAAACUGAGGCCAGGCUGGCAAACGGUCUGGUAAUGGGCCAUGCAUACGCUGUGACAGCAGUGAAGAGAGUUCGUAUAGGUCAUGGGCAAGGGGCGCACUCCAGGACUGAAGCUAUUCCUAUGAUCCGAAUGAGAAACCCCUGGGGAGAGAAGGAGUGGAAUGGACCCUGGAGUGACAGCUCUAGGGAAUGGUCCAGGAUUGGCCAUGCAGAGAGGCACAGCCUUGGCCUCACAGUAGAGGAUGACGGGGAGUUCUGGAUGUCAUUUAGAGACUGGUGCAGAAACUUCUCUGAUGCAGAUGUUUGUCACAUAUUCACAUCUUCACGAGCUUUGCAUUUUGGGAAGUGGAUCAGACAUGACGAUCCACAAAGAAAUCGCAGCGGUGGCAGGAACAAAAAAACAUAUCUACAGAAUCCUCAGUUUGUGUUUGAUGUGACAAAGGAAAUGGAAGUGCUCAUCACUUUGCAACAAAAAGACCGAAGGAUCCAUAAAAAAACUGGUCAUGGACAGAAUUUGGUCAUUGGGUUCAAGGUUUUUGAGGUGGAAUUGAACAGGGAGGACAGAAUGCACCGACUUCCAUCUAGGGAACCAGUGGGAUACGCAAGAUUUAUCGAUUCUCGGUCAGUUUUCCUGAGAUCUAACCUUCCUCGGGGCCGAUACAUCGUCAUCCCCUCCACUUAUUAUCCUGGUGAAGAAGGAGAGUUCAUGCUGCGAAUUGUUACCUAUGGGGAUUCAGGCUUCCGUGAACUAACCACGGACAAACUCUGA
This is a messenger RNA of Oryzias melastigma (Indian medaka), 2257 nucleotides long. Its product is annotated as calpain-5. Gene Ontology annotation, cellular component: cytoplasm. The transcript has 10 exons. The record is from RefSeq and is a predicted model, not a curated record. Gene Ontology annotation, molecular function: calcium-dependent cysteine-type endopeptidase activity. Gene Ontology annotation, biological process: proteolysis. Lineage: Eukaryota; Metazoa; Chordata; Actinopteri; Beloniformes; Adrianichthyidae. The coding region runs from base 788 to 2257 and encodes 489 amino acids.